Molecule: messenger RNA, 682 nt
Organism: Lindgomyces ingoldianus
Lineage: Eukaryota; Fungi; Ascomycota; Dothideomycetes; Pleosporales; Lindgomycetaceae
Exons: 3
Coding region: 10-669 (219 amino acids)
Molecular function (GO): acyltransferase activity, transferring groups other than amino-acyl groups
Source: RefSeq, a predicted model, not a curated record
AUCACGAAUAUGCCCAUUCGACUUGCAGCGUUCUCCGACCACUCAGCCAUAGCCACAGUAUGCAGCGCAGCAUUCUUCGACGAAGACCUCUUCGGUCGGGUAAUGCACCCCCAUCGUCACAAAUACCCUAAUGAUCCGACACUCUGGUGGCAUGCACAUGAUGGAGGGAAAGAAAAGGUGGUGGGUGUAGGAAUAUGGGAGAGGCAAGGCAAAGGAGGCAAGAAGAUGCAACUCAGCAUCAUAGACCCACGCAAUCUCCUCACCACCCUCACUAAAAUAACGAACCGCAUCAACUCCAUCCUCUACCCCAACCGCGCCCUGGACGCCUCAAAAUCCCACCUUCUCUCAGCCGGAAUGCCGUUCUCGCGCCACCACUGGGCCGGAGAGCGGGAAGACAACUGGUACCUGUCUCUGCUCGCCGUCCAUCCCGAUUGGCAAGGACACGGCUUCGGACGCGAACUUGUGGAGUGGGGUCUUCAGCAGGCGGAGAAAGAGAAUGUGCAUGCGAGUGUGAUGAGCAGUGACGGGAAAGAGAAUUUCUACCUCAAAUGUGGGUUCGAAGAGAUUGUGGGGAAUGCGACAGAAGGAGAGGGCAAUCCUUUGGCGGGCAUUCGUGGAGGGGCCAUUUUGUUCAGGUAUCCUAUGCAUGGUGUUGAAGCUGGAAGUUAGAGCCUAAACGGCG